Ustilago hordei is the source of this 2703-nucleotide messenger RNA. RefSeq lists its product as uncharacterized. Gene Ontology annotation, molecular function: triacylglycerol lipase activity. Lineage: Eukaryota; Fungi; Basidiomycota; Ustilaginomycetes; Ustilaginales; Ustilaginaceae. Bases 1 to 2703 code for a protein of 900 amino acids. The transcript has a single exon. The record is from RefSeq and is a predicted model, not a curated record.
AUGCUGCAAAGGAAUAUGGCAAGCAUGGACGCCACCAUGCGAUCGUUGCUACGUGAUCGCUUGCAAACUUCAAUCGAUGGCGUCAAUCGUACGGCAGAAUGCUCUCGUAGCGUAGCAAACACUCAAUCGCUUCUCCGGUCCAGAGCAGGUGUGCUGGCCUUGAUCUGCUGGCUCGCCGCUUACUCAUGCUCUUCGCUUCCACCACACAAGCGUCCAACUACAUCCAAAAAGACGCUAUUAGACACAUAUUCGCCAAGCCCGUCAGAUCCCACAAGGCCUACCCUUGAUUUAGCCACACAGCGGACCAAGGUCAGACCCACCGCACAGAGCAUCUCGAGUGUCUCCCGCAAAGCAGCUGUGCUCAGAAGCGUCCACACCUCAGCCCGGCCGAGAACAAGCCAUCGUCUACCUACCACCUCUGUUCCGCAAAAUGCUGCCACCAAUCUUCUAGUCGAUGAGCUCCGAAGCUCUGCAGGGCGGUCAUCUCUCAGCUCAUUGUCACAUCCCGAACCAAGGUCAAAUACUUGGCUCGCCCGUCUCUCCAGCACCUUGUCCUCCUUGUUGAGAGCUUCAGAACAUCAGACGGAGCACAGACAAUCUCAUGCAGAUGCAGGACCCCACGGACGACAUCAAACACGCGGUGCUGAUCGGAUCCACAAUGUGAUGCAGGAUCCACAGAUCUACGACAACAUUGUAGUCCCGCGCCAUCCUAUCGUGCUCUGCCAUGGGCUUUACGGCUUCGACGUUCGUGGGCCAUUCCUCGGCCUCGAGAUCCAUUACUGGGCCAAAACUUUGGACAUCUUGCGCAAAAAGAUUGGCGCCGAAGUUCUUGUCCAUGGUGUGCCUCCCACUGGCUCUAUCCAGGAGCGCGCCGAGUCGCUGCACAAAUUCCUCAUCAGCGACGAAGCAGGUGUUCGCGGCAAGAAGCUCAACUUUGUCGCUCAUAGCAUGGGCGGGCUUGAUGUUAGGCAUCUUCUGACCCACAUCCGACCUAAACCUGAUCAGUACACCCCAGUCAGCUUGACCACCAUCAGCACACCCCAUCGCGGUAGUCCCUUCAUGGACUGGUGCAAUGCCAACAUCGGUGUCGGCAACGACUACAUCGAAAAGGCCAUCGAAGAUGCACGAGCUGAAAGGGCGCAUCUUGCCGAUCGGGAACCACAACCCGCCCGCACAAGCAAGGUGCCCUACACCCUUAAGAGUCCGCUCUUCACCCGACCCAAGCCCUUGGAAGGUUCGGGCAGCUUGCCCAAGAAGUCUGGCAGGAGCGGUAAGCCAGAAGAGCCAGCUCAAGCGGCCAAAAGCGAGAUCACCGCCGAGUCGCUUUUCACAGCCGCUUCUGAUGCCGUCGAAUCGUUCAAGUCUUCGGCAAGCGGCAACUCGAACUACGACCUCUCUGACAAGGUGAAAGAGGCAGUCAAGAAAGGCAAGAAAGACGAUGGCUCCCUUCCGUUCGGUCUCUCGUCCUUCAUUGGUUCCCUCGCCACCCUCACCGGAUCUUUCAGCUCGUACAUGCUUUCAUUGCUCGACACGCCAGCAUAUGCCAUGCUCUCGACCAAGUACAUGAACGAGGUCUUCAAUCCGAAGACCCCUAAUGUUGACCGAGUCAAAUACUAUAGCGUCGCUUCUCGUACUCCGAGUCUCGCUAUCUGGCAUCCGCUUUGGCUUCCCAAGCUUAUCCUUGAUGCCGCUGCUGAGUCCCGGACGGCCGAAGGACAGAGUGAUGGUAGUGCCGAUGCUCUCGGAGGUGCCGAUCAGGGCAAUGAUGGGCUUGUCAGCGUCGAGAGCGCAAAGUGGGGCGAGUUCCUCGGUGUAAUGGAAGGAUGCGAUCACUGGGAUCUUCGGGGCGGAGGAGCUCCGAGGUGGAGGCAGAACAUCAAUCCUUCCACUGGCAGACCUUAUCCGACCAAAGCAGCGCAAGAGUCCGACAAGCGGUCUACGUCAGAGAGCGAGAGCGAGAGUGACAAGUCGAGCUGGAUCGACAUCAACAGGCUUCUCUUCUCCAAGUCCAAGGUCAAGUAUGGUACGGAUGACUCUGACAAGUCAGCUUCCUCCUCAACUGCAGCAUCCGUCGAGCAGCCCAAGACUGCCUCCCGAUCCUUCGAGGAGCUAGCUGAAUCUGAAGGUUGGAACGGCGUCUCGCUUCGCGACCCUGAUUCGGUCGAUGAAUCCGAAAAUGCCAUUCAGACCAGACAGCAAGAGGAUGGGGAGCAUGACGAGCAUUCGGCCCUCUCGUCUUUCCAUCCUCAGCAUCUAGACGACACGCUCGUGCAAGAAAUUGCUAGUUGGAUCUCGGAUCGCCUACCCUCAGGCAAUCCCGAACGUCGUGUCAUUGCGCAGAGACGAGACAAGUUGAUCGAAGAGACCGGCCUCACGCUUUAUGCUCCACAGCAGACUGAUGUUGGUACUGUCAAGUCCAGCAACACGACAGAUGAGGUUGCUGGAAUUGCAGGUAUCGCAUCGCUUGCUGGCUUCGGAAGCGCCUCUGCCACGCAACCUGCUUCGCCAGGCUCACAUGCAGAACCCUUCUCCACACAGCAAGUAGCUGCACCUGCCUCAGCUUCACCAGCGACAGCAGACGCAGAUAUCGAACAGAAAACAGCACAACAGGACAAGACCACAAAGUCAAAGCCGAAAGAGUUUUCCGACCUUGAACGAUUCUGGAUCGCUCUUUGUAGGCAUUUGCAUAACGAAGGACAUUAG